UUAUUGUUAUGGAAAAUAGUAAAAGAAAAAUGAAUUCUAAUGCACCGACGAAAGAGUGCCAGUAUGGAGGUGAAUGCUACCGUGUGAAUCCGGUUCAUUUCCGCGAAUAUUCCCAUCCACACAUUGAAAAAUUACUUGCCAAGUCCGCUUCGUGGUCAAUGGUCGAAAUUCCCGACGAUGUAAAGGUACACAAAAGCGUGUUUGCCGAGCAACUGAAAAUUGUAUCCAAUCUGUUUCCACAUCACCCUUCUUCCGAUUCGAUUAACCCCGAAAAGAAAUCCAGAACGGAACACAUCUCUUCCGGUCCGAUUCCCACAACUUCUGCACUUCCGCUAGUCGGAGUCGCGAAAACGGAUUCAAAACCUUCAACCACGGGAAAAGACAGCAAAAACCCGAUUGAAUCACUAUUCGCCGAACGGAGGGCAAAAAUGCAGUCCACACAGAGAGACAAACCGACAGCAACAGUAGUUGCGCCACCGAAGGAAGAGUCCUCAGCCAGCGUCUCAUCCGUCGAUACGGGGAUAUCCUUGAAACAGGCUAUUCCGCGUGACAUUAGUUCGUACUUUCCGGUUGUGGCACCACGGGGCCGUAUGGCAGAAAAGCUUGCAGCGGCAGCACCGUAUAACUUUUUCCUUACCACCAUAACCGCGUCCAAACCCACGCAUACGGAACCACUGGCCGUAACGUUCCAGGAGCUGCUCGAUUCGAGCCUGGGUGAGCUCGAGUGUUCGGUGCAGAUGAACUUCAUGGUAGACAUCGGCUGGCUGUUGGCGCAUUACUUUUUUGCCGGGUACGAAAAUGUCCCGCUACUCGUACUGUACGGCGAUGAAACGCCCGAGCUGCGGAUGGUUACGCAAAAGAAGCCGAAUGUUACGGCGGUGAAGGUAGAGAUUAAAACGCCAUUCGGGGUACACCACACGAAAAUGGGCCUGUACGGAUAUAAGGAUGGUUCGAUGCGUGUCGUCAUUUCGACCGCUAAUCUGUACGAGGAUGAUUGGCACAAUCGUACACAGGGGUUAUGGAUAAGCCCACGGUUGCCAGCGGUUCCGGAGGGAUCUGACACGACGUACGGUGAAAGCAGAACCGAUUUCCGCGCCAGUCUGCUGACUUAUCUCGACGCAUACAAACUACCCCAGCUGCAGCCAUGGUUGGCACGAAUAAGAAAAACGGACUUUUCCGAUGUCAAAGUAUUUCUCGUAGCUUCAGUUCCGGGUGGUCACACGAAUACGCCGAAAGGCCCGUUAUGGGGACAUCCUCGCUUGGGCUACGUACUCUCUCAGCAUGCCGCCCCAAUCGAUGACGCCUGUCCGCUGGUGGCACAAAGUUCCAGCAUCGGUAGCCUUGGCCCCUCACCCGAAUCGUGGGUAUUGGGAGAAAUUAUGGCAAGCUUUCGGAAGGAUAGUGCCCCGGUCGGCAUACGUCGGUUGCCUGGCUUUAGGAUGAUUUAUCCGAGCUACUCGAACGUGCGCCAAAGCCAUGACGCUUUGCUCGGUGGAGGUUGCCUACCGUACGUUAGGAGUACGCACGUGAAGCAGGAAUGGCUCAAGGACUAUCUUCAUCAGUGGUGUAGUCGAGCGCGUCACCGCAACAAAGCGAUGCCGCACAUCAAAACUUACUGCCGCUGGUCACAUCGAGGUUUGUACUGGUUUUUGCUUACUUCCGCCAAUCUGUCGAAAGCGGCAUGGGGCGUUUACAACAAGACCGGUCGGUUCGAGAAGCCAUUGCGUAUCAAUAGCUACGAAGCGGGUGUACUAUUCCUGCCCAAGAUGAUGCUGGAUGAAAACUUUUUCCCGAUGGAAGCGAACAAGAAACAUCCCCCGUUUCCGAUGCCCUAUGACAUCCCGAUCAUUCCAUACGCCCCAGAGGAUACCCCGUUCUUUAUGGAUUAUUUACACCAGUGAAUU
Anopheles maculipalpis is the source of this 1904-nucleotide messenger RNA. It is a transcript of the gene gkt, whose product is annotated as probable tyrosyl-DNA phosphodiesterase. Lineage: Eukaryota; Metazoa; Arthropoda; Insecta; Diptera; Culicidae. Gene Ontology annotation, cellular component: nucleus. Bases 9 to 1901 code for a protein of 630 amino acids. Gene Ontology annotation, biological process: single strand break repair; double-strand break repair. The transcript is spliced from 5 exons. The record is from RefSeq and is a predicted model, not a curated record. Gene Ontology annotation, molecular function: double-stranded DNA binding; single-stranded DNA binding; 3'-tyrosyl-DNA phosphodiesterase activity.